ACAAUGGCCGGGGGGAGAGGGGGCGCGGCUACAAUGUUACUUUGCAAUGUAACAACUCGCCCACUGUUGCAACCCAGCACACAUGCAGCAGCGCAGAUACCCCCGGCCGUACAUGUCACCGGCCCCCUGCCUGCCUGCCUGCCACCGUGUGUGCGACUCCCGACAAUUGCUGAUCCGUGGCGACAGAGACAACCCAGAUAUCCUCCGUUCAGGCUGCGUUGCAACUCAUCGAGUUUAAUGCCGAGGGCUUUAACUAGCCAUCGGCUGAUAAUGAUUUGAAACCUGGGGGCGGGGAGGGGAAAUGAACCCUUUUGCCCGCAACCACGACGGGAGAGGAAUUCAAGGUGCCUUCAGAAAAGAGGACGCCCCUCAAGACCAGGGGACGGCGACUUCGAUCAAUUCUGGCGCCGCAUCUGGCCAGGUUUUCGGUGGGGGUCGGCCAGCCUUCGCCAGCCACGCCUCGGUUCCCGCACGCGCCCACGCAAGGGCCGACACUUCUGAGCGGUCUGGAUCGGCGGUCAACUCCGGCACUCGGCAACACGGACCUCGUGGUAUCACCGACGGCUUCUCGCCGCAGAGAUCCAACGGGCAGAAGAAAAUGGCGCUUGCCCGAGUCACUCCCAUGCCCCAGGACUGCCGGAAUUUGCAGCAGGGUCCCAACGCGCUCCCAGCGACGGAGGUGAAGAGCGCGCAGGUCAGAGAUGCCCCGACGCAUCGCCCGUCAGGAAGCGGUCAAACGGCCGGACCGUUCAGCGAUGCCGUCUCGACCUCAGAAAGAAAUAUUGAAAAUAAAAUCGCCCCUGACCCUGGGAAAAUAAUCGGCUGGAGAAACCAACACAGCAGACAAAUUUUGCCCCAUUUGCCCCGACAACAAAAUGUCCUUAACAUUCACUUCAAUUAUACGCCUGCAACAGCGGGCGAACAUUGUAUUGUGACUUCUCCACUGUCGUCCUCUGGUUUGAAAGCUCAACACAACGUCACCGGCCCAGGUAUUUACCUCUUGGCCGCUGGCGCAGGUUCAAAGGAUCCAGCCACCUCCCAGCUGCCUCCUUGGUCGUUGGGACGUGGCAGCCUUGGCACUUCAUCAAGCGGUUUGGAUUUGGUCACCCAACAGAACGGCGCAGUACCUCCAGUUGAGGUUGGGGGUUUGUGUGAUCAGAAUGUGCCAACACCUUCAGAUUUGAUGAGAAUGUUGCACUCUGUGUUCAGGCUGACGGUCAACGACGAUGGAAGCCAAUCGCUCCAAAUGGUUUCAAAUCCUUCUGUGGGAUUGAACGGUGAAAGUUGUCAACCCUCGUCUGCUCAGCUGCCUGCCAGGGAUGAGGGGGGGAGGCAGAGCACAGCGGGUCUUCUCCUUGUAAUUCCCCCGUCGAUGGAGGUCCGUGAUUGCCAAAGUCAGGGAGGCGGCACGGUUUACCCCCCUCCCCCCACACCAACUCGUGAAGCCAACGGCGGCUCAUUGAAUGGGAACGUAGGCCUGGUCGAAACGUCCAGCAUAGUCAAGGAAACGCUGGCCUCCAUGUCGGAACUAUCUAAAUAUUCAGCGGCGUCGGAUGCUAAUUUCCGGCCCGUGGUCGGGCGGCACUGCAAGGAGAUGUCGAAUCGUGGUUCAUCAACAGCGGGCAGUGGUGGCGGACAGCAGCAAAGUUGUGCCAAUUCAUUGCCGCCGUUCCAGGGGAUGUCACCAUCCAAAGAUUUGUCUUCACUUUCUGAAUUAAGAGGGAAAAAGAGAAACUUAACUGAGCGUACAGAAAUGUCUCCGAUUGACAGUGCCCACCGCGAUCCGACGUUUUGCGAUGUACGGGAACGUUUGGAGGUGAUUAAUAGUCCACCCGCAAAACGGUUUCUGGCUUCUGCCCUGGAAGAUGCGUCGCAAGAUGCACCCGGCUGUCAAAAUGCAGUUCCCCCUCCCAACAAGGAGGGGGCGAACUCUCCGGAGCUGAUGCACGGCAAACCCCCGGAUAAAGGUGACACUGCCAACGAGGCUCGCCCUGAUGUGGGAGGCAAAGAGGAUAUCUGCAUCACCGGAGUCUUUUCGCUCGAAGACGACACUGGACAGUGGGAGCUUGUCCAGCCGCCUUCUCCUGCUCCUCUGGGGGUUGACCCCGUUAACCCCGCCACGGGUUCAGCCAGUCUCGCUGCUGACCAGGUGAACAGUUUGUCUGCUGCUAGUGGACCGUUAACUUCGGCGUCCAUUUUGACUGACAAAACAAGUCCACGCCACACCUUCGUCAUGGAGGAGCACUGGCAAACGAUGGAUAAAUCUCCCACUAACUUGGAAAGCCGACCGUGCCCUUUGGUAACCGAAUCUCCCGCACUAAUACACACGCAGCCAGUGGUGAGAAGUUCAACCGCUGGAGAAUCGUCUUGCGAUUCAAGUGACGUCGCCGACAUUUCAAUUGAUCUAACUGCAGACGAAGGGUAUUCUUCCCAUCCUGUGUUGCCUUCCACCCUCUCUGAACACAACCCCAAACUGGUUUCGGACGAAAGCCUUUUGCCUUUAGAUGUCAACGGGCAAAAUCCUGCCUUGUCUCUCGACAAGGAGACUCAGGAUCUCGAUGGGCUGCUGUGUUCGAUCGAGGUGGCCAUCGAGGCUCUGCAGGACUUCUGGAACCCCAAUCUUCCUUCACGCGCUGACAGGUUGGUUUGCACGGAUGAGACCUUGCAAGGAGGGAGUGUGGUGUGCAAAACGCCCAGAGUUGAAGAGAGGGCAUCGAGUCGUUGCGGAGUUGCACGAGCUGAAGAUCAAACGAAUAGAGUUGACCUGCUUGAGGAUCCUAAUUGUGGCCGGUCUACUGACAUAAAAGUGCUGGGACAUGCUGAAAUUCUGAGCCUGCUUGCUGAGAUAUCGAGUACAAAUUCAAAGGCGAGGCUGCCUGUAGACGUGGCAACGCCUGGACCAUGCACUCACUCCACAGUGAGCGUGAAUGAGGGAAUGCAGAAUGCAAGCCGCACUGAGUCUGUUGAAAGCAGUGCCAAGUUGCCGGAGUUAAAGGAAUGUAGAAGCGGGGGAGAAUGGAACAGCGCUGCCUUACAGGGACUUGGCAGCAGGAACGGAGCGACCAAGAAAGGGAAACACCAGAAGAAAAUAUAUUGCUGCAUUAACGCCUGGCUGGUUUCCUCUGGGGUGCUGGGCAUUUAUUGCAACUGUAAGCCGUCGCAGGGAAGUAAAGCUGAGAGCCAGGCUGAGUUGGCAGCCGCCAGGCACAAGGCCCAAAGUGGCAGCGAGAGGAGCGGUCAAAACUGUGCUGCGGUUCAGAAGGCGACGUCGCUCACGUUGAACGGCGUGCAGCUCGCAACUCGCGAGAAUGCCCUGGGGAAAGCCAUGGCGGGGCACGCCGCUCCCAGUACUCUCCCCAAACACCGUUGGGAAGGUGCGCCGCGUAAAGCCUGGGGCGUGGAGGCGGUGCCCAGCGGCAUGAUGUGCCGCGACGUUGGAGCGAGGGCGGCGGCGGAAAGAAACUUCCCACGCGAGCGAGGCAACGUAAGCCCAAGUGGCUCGGGCGCAGCGGGGGGCUCCGGUGGGUUAGUCGCCAUCGUCGCUCCCGAGGGAGGACUUCCACGACGGACAACGGAGCAAAGCAAAGGCACUUCUCCAGCCGCUGCAGAAACGGGAGCAGAUAAAGAAGAUUGCAACGUUGCUUUGGCCAAGGGGCUGAAUGAAGAUAAAACCCAGACUGUGACAUGGAACGCACCUUCUCAGAAUGUAUUGAGUGAGAAGGCCAGCGAUAGGACUGAGGCACUGCCGUGUCAUCAACAUAUGGUUCAGCUGGGAUUUCAGGUAACAACAAGAAAAGCCGACGGUUCUCAUUGCUGGACUCCACCGAAGAAAAGGAAGAUUGGUGUUCAGGGAAAGAAAAAAUGUGGGAGGAAUCAUGGGCGACAGACGAACAGCCAUAGUUCUCAGCGGAAAACAAAGUGUGACACUGAGGAUGCCAAAAUUCUACCUGAUUAUAACUGUCGUAUUCUGAUCCGGGAUAAGACCUUCUCUUCGUCGGGGGAGCGAGUGGUUCUUGUCAACCUUCUGCCACUUUCUGGACAACCCUUUAAACCAAAGGAGAAAAUCCGAAUCAAAUCGUAAUAACUGUACAACAAAGUCUCUUUUUCUGUUCCCCUUCUUGCCUGGUUAACUUUAACUGAGUUUUUUGUUUCACAAAAGAUUAUUCAAUAUAUGAGGCGCCAUCGUGUCGCCAUGUUAAACCGUUAUUUUUCCCUUUAAUUAGGAACCCGCGUUCUUAACGCUAUCCUCCUCCAAUAUUAGAAUUGAGGAGGUUUAUUGUCCAUUUGACCCAUUAUGAGGGUGACACGGUGGCGUAGCGGUAGAGUUGCUGCUUCACAGCGCCAGUGACCCGGGUUACGGGCGCUGUCUGUACGGAGUUUGUCCGUUCUCCCCGUGACCUGCGUGGAGUUUCUCCGAGAUCUUCGGUUUCCUCCCACACUCCAAAGACGUACAGGUUUAUGGGUUAAUUGGCUUAGUAUAAAUGUAAAUUGUCCCUAGUGCAUGUAGGAUGGUGUUUAUGUGCGGGGAUCGCUUGCCAGCGCUGAAUCCCUAAACUAAACUAAAUGAAUGAUGAUUGCAGUCAUAGGGUAUGAUGUUUACACCAUGAGUAUAUGUUAUUGCCGGGCACAUCCUGUUUGGGACUGUUGCUAUUAUUCCAGUGUUGUUCAUAAGCUAAGAAAAUUUACCUCACUUUGAUUUGUCUUGUUCCUCAAUUAAAUUGUCCGAGGUUAUUGAGGUUUGAGCAAAACAAAUGAAACUAUUUUCUCUUGAGUAUUAAGCUAUAUUUUCCUCUGUUAUUAUGAAUAAAGAAAGGAGAGGUUAGAUUACUUCUCGUUGUUGAACACUGUAUAAUCUAAUUUGAUAAAUUGGCUUGUAUAUUAGUUUGAAUGUUCUGAAUUUUAUUGUUUUGACAUUAGUUUUUUUUACCAGUGUAAUGAUUACAGUUUUCAAUAUGUUUACAUUCACCUGUACUUGGGUUGUAGUAAUUUGCAUUGUUCAAAUGGCCAUUUAUUAACAAAUAUUGCCUGUUAUUCAAACUUCUAAUUUCCCACUGUGGGGGAAAAAAUACUAAAGGUGUUUCUUAUUUUUCAA
Messenger RNA from Amblyraja radiata (thorny skate), 5092 nucleotides. RefSeq lists its product as uncharacterized. Bases 302 to 4081 code for a protein of 1259 amino acids. Lineage: Eukaryota; Metazoa; Chordata; Chondrichthyes; Rajiformes; Rajidae. The record is from RefSeq and is a predicted model, not a curated record. The transcript has 5 exons.